This is a messenger RNA of Pezoporus occidentalis (night parrot), 5932 nucleotides long. It is a transcript of the gene MMP23B, whose product is annotated as matrix metallopeptidase 23B. The record is from RefSeq and is a predicted model, not a curated record. Gene Ontology annotation, biological process: proteolysis; extracellular matrix organization; collagen catabolic process. The coding region runs from base 3135 to 4337 and encodes 400 amino acids. Gene Ontology annotation, cellular component: extracellular matrix. The transcript has 8 exons. Gene Ontology annotation, molecular function: metalloendopeptidase activity; zinc ion binding. NCBI's taxonomy places the organism in Eukaryota, Metazoa, Chordata, Aves, Psittaciformes, Psittacidae.
CUGCAGUUGUAGCACUAAUGGUUGUUCUCUGUGUAGCACCUCUUAGCAUGAGUAUAUAUGUUGUAAUAGAUUGUUCUUGUGGUGUUUGGGGAACUUGAGCAAUGCAGUGCCUGUGUGCUUCCUGACCUGCUGCACCAGGGCUAACUCUGCUCUCUAACUCAAACACAGCAGAGAUAUUUAGAAACAGUGCUGAAAAUAACAUUUACUGUUAGUAAUGCUGAAUAUAGGGAAGGAGAGGAAUGCUAAGAAUAAACCAUGGAAGGGGGAAAGUACUUAAUUUUUGAGCUAAAGCUUACCCUUGGGAAUGGAGCCAUAUGUUGUGUCUUAUACAGCAGCCCCCCUUUAAACAUUUCAGCAACUAAGAUUGAAAGGAGCAAAACAAGACUGAGGUGAUUUAACAAGGAAAACGUAUUGUGUUGUGCAAAUGAUCCAAUGCUUUAUGUUCCCCAUAGUCUCUAGUUGACCAUUGUAGGUUUUAUGCAGCAUUAUGUAGCAUUCAUUCCCUUCUGACAGCUGGUUAAAGUCUGUUUUUUCAUGUGAUGUUUAUUGCAUGCAGAGAGAUUUCAGGAUAUGCCUCCCUGACUGCUUAGAAAAUCCCAGCUCCCUACAGAUGAUAUCCAGGUCCUGGUCACUGCUGCUAACAGCAUGAAGACAAAGCAAAGUCAGUUCUGCACCCUGCCUUCCUUUCCUGUUCCCCAUUACACCAUAUGGAUUCCCUCAAAGUGUAAUGUGUUCCACUGCUUUUAGACACUGUGCAGAAACCCAAGCCAGGAAUGUUUUUCUGUCCAAAUAUAGUCAGGAUGACAGUUCUCGCCUGGAGUCCAAACCAAAUACCCGCACUUGAGAACCUGAGACCUCUAAAAGCCAUCAGAACUCUGAAGUCACAGCAGCAGUUCUCUGCCCUUGUGUAAAAGCAGUGCCUUCAGGCCCUCAUGGAGGGUAUUGUCAGCUCUUGGAAAAGACAAGGAUGAAAUGAAUUUAGGGUUCUGACUAACUACCUGCCCUUGGCACAGGGCAGCAGUGUCCUCCUGGGAGAUGUCUGAAGCAUCUGAGAGAGGCUUAAAUUCUGAUAAGUGCUCUAGAUUUGAGGCCACUGGUGGCUGCAUCUGAGAGUCCUUUAAGCUCAAGUAUCUCUUGGGAAAGCCAUGAGAUCCUUAACCCAGGGCAGAGGAAAGGGGUGAAGUGUCAACAGAUGUGCACUCUGGUCCUAGUAAUCCUUAAACUAUCUAUGGAAAAGAGCUGUGCUUGAAACUUAACAACCACGGUAUUCAUGAACUAGGUGUAAUCCUGAAAUUCUGCUUUUUAUCAGCAGCACGUCGCUGAGGAUUCUGGCCAGAGCUUGUACACCAAGGAAUCCACAUGCACAGAGACUUUAUCAGAAGCAUUGUUACUGUGCACAGCAUCGAGUUCAUGUGUCUCCCUUAGCUCCCCAAAGUUGCAUCUGUAAGUUCUGAAUACCUCAGCAUAAGAGCUUUCCUCAUCUGACUCUCAUUGCCACGAUAACUGAGGUUUAUCUUGGCCUUACUGCUGAGCUGGUUUCUGAGCAAAUACUUGGCUUCAGUUUUUAAAGUUCUAGAGGCAUUCAGCAGCCAGGGGUUUGGUGAAGUUGGAUGCAGAGGCGCUGAAUUUCUAUGUGGAUGGGCACAGUGCAUUCCCAGUUUAUGGGGGGAAAGCAAACUAUGUGCUUUCCAAGAAACCCAGCACUCUGAUCCAUCAAGGUCUAACCUGCUUCCUCUGCUUGAUACCUUGAUUGGAAAGCAGCAUCCUAAAUGUGUCACAGAGGCUAUGAAUCAUUUCUAAGCUAAAGAUUCCCAUUCACCCAUCACAUGUGGCACCAGAAGGUAAAUAGAUGAUGUACAGUAUUGUCCUUUUCACCAUUCAGAAUACUUCAGUAACUCAUGGGAAAGAGCUUGGUGGGCUCACCUUUAGCAGCUGCACUCAUCAGAGACUGACAAACUUGUUCAGGGGACUUGAGACAUGGGUAAGUUUAGGAUUGGUGGUGUUACCAAUUUCUCAACAAAACGUUGCAAGCUUGGUUAUGUACUAGGGGAAACAAAUCAAAUUAACCCAUUUUCCAUUGUUAACAGUGCAGGAAUUUUCUGAAACCUCCCAGAUGCUUCAGAUACCCCCUAGGAAUGUUUUACAGUGGCUGGCAACAGAGCUACUUCUUCCCUGCCACUUGCUUGUGAAACCAGGAGAUUGCACAGUUCCUUUUCCUCUGCCUGAAUGCUCAGCUGAGAGCAGCCCCCCCUCAGGAGCACCGAGCAUCCAGACAGAAAAAUGAUGCUGUUUCUGAAAACCUGACAAGUGCUGAGUAAGCUUUGUAAGAAGUCCUGAACUGAGGGAAUCUCUCUCAUCAUUCAGUUUAAAGCCAUUCCCCUUUGUCACUACAUGCCCUUGUACCAAGUCCCUGUCCAGAUUUCUUGUCGGCCCCUUUAGGUAUUGGGGGCUGUUAAGAAGGUCUCCCUGGAGCCGCCUUUUCUCCAGGCUGAACAAGUACAACUCUCUCAGCCUGUAAGCCUCAUGGAAGCUGGAGCUGAUGUUUACUUUUAUCUGAGUUUGUAAACUCCCUGAGCAGAAUGUCCUAAGCAGAGAAGCCCUCCCUGCUCCUUCACAGCAUCUCAUUUUUCAUUUCCCUCCAGAAGACAGCCCUUGACUAAUGACAGCUCUUCUAGCGUUAAGCAUCCCUAAUGCAACAUUCCAGGGGCGUGAUGCUGGCUUCUGGAUUCCUUUUUCUACCCCCUCCCCCAAUUCUUUUCAUUACAUAAAGCUGGUAACUGCACAUUUGUCCUCUGUUGAUUACAGUCAGUUAAAAGAGUUCACAUCCAUCCCAGCUUGUUUCACUUUGCUGCUUCUCCUCCGCCAGCCCAACUUUCAGCUGCAGUAACAUGAUUCCACUUGGCAGAGGCUGAGAGAAUCUUUGGCACAUUGGAAAGAAGCUUAAUGUAAAGGCUACUCUCUUCUUUCUUAAUUUUUUUAAAGCUUAUUGGAACUCCAGUGCUUCUGCACAGCUUUGACAGUCACUGCAGGGCUGCUCACAAACGCUCCAAAUGCAAGAGGAUUACCAAUGCAUUCUGUGAAGAGAAUGUCUUAGUAUCUGUCACAUCUCCCUCUAAGAAGCAUUCAGGAAAUACAUGGAUCAAGUAGAAGAGCUUUCUGCAAACAGAAGGAAGAGCUUCCUCUUGGUUGACAAGAAAAAGAGUAAUGGCUGUAGAACCAUGGUGGGAUUUUUAUGCAUAUUCCCGGUGGUGGCUUUGCUGGCUACUGUGGGAGAUCCAGCUGGAGCUGCACUUCAGGAAAGUCAGGAAGAUGCCAUAUCACCUGGGCUUCAUGGAGUGAGCGCCUCUGCUUUGUACAGUGCAGCUUUCCCUCCUCGGCCUCCAGCACGGAGAAAACGAUACACGAUCACCCCAGGACACUUGAAAUGGGACCACUUCAACUUGACAUAUAAAAUCCUGUCCUUCCCAAGAAACCUCAUAAACGCCAGGGACACACGCAGGGGACUGGCGGCUGCUUUCCGCAUGUGGAGUGAAGUUUCACCCUUCAGCUUCAGAGAAGUGCCACGCCACGUGGAGAGUGACUUGAAAAUAGGCUUCUACUCUAUCAACCACACGGACUGUCUGGAGUCUCUCAUUCACCACUGCUUUGAUGGCACAACAGGGGAGCUUGCCCAUGCCUUCUUCCCACCCAACGGGGAAAUCCACUUUGAUGACCAUGAAUACUGGAUAUUGGGGAACACCCGCUUCAGCUGGAAAAAAGGUGUUUGGCUUACAGAUCUGGUGCAUGUAGCAGCACAUGAAAUAGGACAUGCCUUGGGUCUCAUGCACUCCCUGAACCCCAAUGCCCUCAUGCACAUCAACGCCACGCUGACUGGGAAAAAGACCAUCUCUCAGGAUGAAGUUUGGGGAAUUCACAGGCUUUACGGAUGUAAAGACAGAUUAUUUAUGUGCCCAUCGUGGGCACAAAAAGGAUUCUGUGAGAAGCGCAGGAAGCUGAUGAAAAAGCACUGUCCAUCUACUUGUGACUUCUGCUAUGAAUUCCCAUUUCCAACAGUCCCCCCAACUCUGCCCCCACCAAGGACAAAAACCAAGACUGUUUCUGAAGGCAGGAACGUCACUUUCCGCUGUGGACAGAAGAUCAUUCAUAAGAAAGGCAAAGUUUACUGGUAUAAAGAUAAGGAGCUUCUGGAAUACUCAUAUCCAGGUUACUUAUCCUUAAAUGAAGAUCACAUGAGCAUCAUUGCAAAUGCAAUUAAUGAAGGAACUUACACUUGUAUAGUAAAGAAAAAAGAAAGAAUCUUGACUACUUAUUCCUGGAGGAUCAGACUGAAGCAUUAGCAGAGGACUGAGAGCUUCCCUUCUGCUUGUUCUGUUUCAAAUUCAGAGCGUUCCUUUGGCAUUUUAUAUUUAAUCUCCAGUUGUGCAAUUGAAAUUCUACAUCAGCUGCUUCCACACCUUGGGCAAAAGGGACUCAGACUUGAUCACUGGAAUGUAAAACUUUUCCAGAUUACUUUUAAUGAUAAAGGAUUUAUCAAGUAUGUGCUGUACAGAGGAUUAAAAGAGUUGGUUUUUAUGAAGUGUCAGGUUUUGCAGUUGAAGUGUGGAACUCCACAGACUGCUGGAAAACAGGAAUGUCACUUCAUCAAAGGAACGGAUGGAUGGAUUGCUGGCCCAGCUGCUGCAAUGGAGGCAGAGGUAUUGUGGAAGGAAAACAACCAGUUACACUCUCUAAGUGUUUUGCUGACCUUUGUUUUUUAGAUCCUGGUACAUAGCAAUAGCAGAACUUGGGAAAAGUAUAAGAUCCAAUAUUACCUUUUCUUUUAUUUGUCACCAAACCCUUUCUAACGAUGCCAUUCCACAUAUUGACAUGCUUAGUUCCAGUAUCCACAGAACACCUUUUGUCCCUCCACCCACUUUCCUGUCCUCCACCCGCUUUCCUGUGGUUUGUAUUUAUUACUCAUGUAAUCUCAUCCCUGAGGCUGUUUACCUCUGUCAGCAGCUCCAACAUAUCCUUCAGGUGUCUGAUCAAUAAGCCUCUUGCCACUUUCAACAGAGAUGUGGUAAUUUCCAUAAGUAAUUUCCAUCACUAUCCUCCACCAGUCACCAAACCAUGGACUAAAUGUGCCACAUCCAACAGGAAAAUCUUGUUAGUAUUGGCUGGCAACACCCAGUGCACUCCAAUGUCCACAGUGGUGGACCAUUCCCUCACAGUAAGGAAUCCCUGACAGUCAUGACAUUUAGCAGGAUUAAAGCACCUGCAUUGCUCUUUCCUUAGGUUCAGCCUUUCCCCCAACUGCAGCAAUGCCAAGGAAGCUGGGAAGGAAAUAAAUAACUUGACAGAGUGCAAGAAAGAUGCACAGCCUGAAACACAAAAUAUACACACUCUUAGCACAGCCCAUGGGUUCUCUUUUCCUGUACUCUGGGCAAUAACACCCUGCUUCGUAGUAGGUGUUACUGAUCUCCACCUAGGAGGAAACCUUGCUAAAAUCAUGCACAUUUCAGUUAACAGACCAGUAAUAAUCUGGUUUUCCUUCCAUACCAGACAACCAGUUGGGCCUAAAGAAAAAACAGUUCUGCAUUCCUCCACAGAAAAACCCCAGACCAAACAAACCCAACUAGUUCCAAAAUUUACCACAGUUUUAGUACAUCCAAAUUCCAGUUCCGAGGCCUUUACCCAGGAAAAACCUCUUAAAUUAUAAACAUUCUAUCAGUUUCAGUACAUUUUAAAUUAAUCCUUUUAUUGGACUGGUGCCUAGCUCUGAUUGCACAAAUACCUCAGUAUUUUCCAAAUCUUCCUGUUCCCAGAAAAGACCAGCAGCAUUGUAAAUCAGAGACUCAAAAGGAUGUGAUACUCCACCGUGAUUCCUCAGGAGAAAGGACUGGAAUAUGGCAUUAUACAGUCAGGAAAGCUGAGCUCUUCUUUUUAUGAAAAA